Molecule: messenger RNA, 999 nt
Organism: Nymphaea colorata (pocket water lily)
Lineage: Eukaryota; Viridiplantae; Streptophyta; Magnoliopsida; Nymphaeales; Nymphaeaceae
Product: 17.1 kDa class II heat shock protein-like
Exons: 1
Coding region: 220-714 (164 amino acids)
Biological process (GO): response to hydrogen peroxide; response to heat; protein folding
Source: RefSeq, a predicted model, not a curated record
CAAUUGCACGUCUUCCUCUGGCCCUCUUCACAAGCUUCCACAUACACCCUCUCUCUCCUUCCUGUUGUUUGUCUUGCCCUCGUAUAAAAGCCAUUUCCCCGUCCUCUCCUUCACCAUCGUUGUUGGUAGAAGCCCAUUGAUAUCUUCUGAGCGACACCCCUUGACAUCUUUCUCUCGAGGGGUGAAAACCUUGGUUCCAUUUUUCCAGGGCAGAAGAAAAUGGAAUUCACAUUCGAUCAACCGCUGCUGUCGACUGUGCAAUCGCUUCUGAGCGUUCCAGAUGAGAUGGAGAAGUUGUUGAACGCGCCCACACGCAGCUAUGUGCAGGACACCAAGGCCAUGGCCUACACUCCGGCCGACGUGAAGGAGUAUCCCUCCUCCUUCGUCUUCGUUCUCGACAUGCCGGGACUCAAGGCUGAGGAUAUCAAGGUCCAGAUCGAGAACGGCAAUGUCCUCAGCAUCAGCGGCGAGAGGAAAAGGGAUGAGCAUCCGCGACAGAAGGAGAAGGAGAAAGAAAAGGAAGAAGCGGAGGCUAAGUACUUGAGGAUGGAGCGCAGGGUGGGGAAGUUGAUGAGGAAGUUCACGCUGCCGGAGAACGCCAACGCCGACGCCAUCUCCGCCGUUUGCCAGGACGGAGUGCUCACCGUGACCGUGCCUAAGGUGCCGCCACCUGAGCCUAAGAAGCCUAAGACCAUCGAGGUCAAGGUGGCUUGAAGCGGACGCUCUCUGGGCUCGUCCUCCGUUAUCUUCUAUCAUUUGCCUCUUCACUCGGUGGUCUUUGGAUGAGUUCGCCCCUCUUUGAUUUCUUGAGAUUUUUUCCCUUUUUCUGUAUAUGGCAGUGUGCUUCCUUUUGUCUUCCUUGUAAUCAGCUUUUGUAAUAAACGGUGAAAACGUCUCUAUGCUUGCUGUGUUACUUUUGUUUUUCGUCUUGUUCUCACCGGUGCUCUGUUUCUACCGCCGGCUGAAGCGGGCUUUGUUGUUGUUGAAGGAUGAAUUGAU